This is a messenger RNA of Phoenix dactylifera (date palm), 810 nucleotides long. RefSeq lists its product as uncharacterized. Gene Ontology annotation, cellular component: chloroplast thylakoid membrane. Lineage: Eukaryota; Viridiplantae; Streptophyta; Magnoliopsida; Arecales; Arecaceae. The record is from RefSeq and is a predicted model, not a curated record. Gene Ontology annotation, biological process: thylakoid membrane organization.
AAAAGGUGGAGGAUCCAAGUUGGGUUUCGGUCGCACGGAGACCUUCGUGAAUAAUGAUAGGGAUCUCCGCUUCUCCGACGGUAGAAACUAGCCGUUGCCAUUCCGCUCUUCUCCUCCCCCUCCCAUCUCCCAGAACUCGACCCCCUCCGAACCUAAAGCUCAGGACGAGCCUCGCGGGAUCCGGUGGGAGACGAGGCGUACGGUGCAGCAGCAGCGGACCACCAAGCCCCGGUUCAGGUGAAAAUGAUAGCAAAGUUAUUCUUGAUGCAUUUUUCUUGGGAAAAGCUUUCGCAGAAGCACUAAAUGAAAGAAUAGAAUCUUCAGUGGGGGAGAUCUUGAGUGUAAUUGGUCAAUGGCAAGCUGAGCAACAAAAGCAAGUCCAAGAUUUCCAGGAAGAAGUAAUAGAGAGAGCGAAAAAAGCCAAGGAGAAAGCUUCACUGGAGGUGAUGGAAGAACAAGGUGUCAUCUCAAAGUCUCUGAGAGCACCUUCAGAUACUGCAACUCCAGCUGAUUCAUCUCCAUCUCCUGGUCCUAAAACAGAGGAUCCUUUCCAAGAGAUGUUGAAGGAUUAGCUUGCUCUUGCCCUCUUUGGCUUGCGAUACAGAAAACUAAUAUUUUUUUAACAUCUUGAUGCUGUAUUAGAAUCUAGGCUGUCUUCAGCAUACAGUGAUCCAUGAAACAGGUGUUUCGGAGCAAAAGCUUGCCUUAAGCCAGCAAACCAUGCGGUUGUGCUUGAUUCUUAGACUAUUGAUGGCUAACUUUUUUGUGGCAUGAAUAUGGAAUACAGCAGCACAUGCAUUGUUAUCCAAA